Messenger RNA from Lepisosteus oculatus (spotted gar), 5531 nucleotides. It is a transcript of the gene wdr55, whose product is annotated as WD repeat domain 55. Gene Ontology annotation, molecular function: protein binding. The record is from RefSeq and is a predicted model, not a curated record. NCBI's taxonomy places the organism in Eukaryota, Metazoa, Chordata, Actinopteri, Semionotiformes, Lepisosteidae.
AGGUUACUGAUCGAGACCUGACGUGACGUAAAGUUUUUAAAGAUGGCCGCGUCCAUGCAAGACGCGGAGACGACGGCGGUGUUUGUGGAUAACAACUCUGAAGCUGAAGAAAACGACGAAAGCGAACAAGAAGACCAUCCAGCGGAACCCAAGAUCAGAGAGACCCCAGAAGACAUACUGUUUGAAGCUGCUGUAAACACAGUUGCAUUCCAUCCCAGCCGAGACGUCGUGGCAGCAGGGGACUUGGAUGGGGAUAUUUAUGUUUACUCGUACUCUUGUACAGAAGGGGAUAACAAAGAACUGUGGUCCUCUGGGCAUCACCUCAAAUCAUGCAGGGAAGUGGCUUUCUCAUACGAUGGCCAAAAGCUAUUCAGCAUAUCCAAGGACAAAGCUGUCCAUAUCAUGGAUGUGGAGGAAGGCAAACUUCUCUCACGAAUAUCAAAAGCCCACAGUUACCCUUUAAAUAGCAUGCUGGUGAUCGACGAGAACCUGCUGGCGACAGGAGAUGACAACGGCAUUCUGAAAGUGUGGGACUUGAGGAAAGGAACGGCUUUCAUGGAGAUGAAACAGCAUGAGGAGUACAUUAGCGACAUCACCAUUGAUGAGAGCAAGAAAAUCCUGCUUACGACAAGUGGAGAUGGCACAAUGGGGGUGUUUAAUAUUAAAAGGAGGCGCUUCGAUCUCUUGUCGGAGUUCCAGAGUGGGGACUUGACCUCUGUUGCCAUCAUGAAGAGAGGAAAGAAAGUGGCGUGUGGUUCCAGCGAGGGGACGAUCUAUCUGUUCAACUGGAAUGGGUUCGGAGCCACCAGUGACAGAUUUGCAGUACAGGCCGAGUCUGUCGACAGCAUUGUUGCCAUUACUGACAGCAUACUUUGUGCUGCUUCAAUGGAUGGAGUUAUAAGGGCUAUCAACCUGCUCCCGAACCGGGUCAUCGGCAGUGUGGGCCAGCACGUGGGGGAGCCCAUCGAGCAGAUCGCCAAGUCGCACGACAGGCGCUUCCUCGCCAGCUGCGCCCACGACCAGAAGGUGAAAUUCUGGGACAUUUCCUCCCUGGGGGACAUGGUUGUCAGUGACUACCGCAAGAGGAAGAAGAAGGGGGGCCACCUCAAGUCUUUGAGCAAGAAGGCCUUCGGGGCGGGGGAUGACUUCUUCUCGGGGCUGAUGGAGGAGUCGGCGCCGAAGGAGGAGGAGGAAGAGGAGGACGACAGCGAUAGCGGCAGCGACUGAGUACCAAGCUUUUCAAAAGCGUGGAAGACUGUAUUAUGUACAGAGUGAUGGAGAGGUUGGGGUCAGUGAAUGCUUUUAAAAGUAUCUAAAAACUCAGAAGUCGCAGGCAUCAGCUCACAAUUUAAUAAACGUUAAAGAAGUGAAGUAUGAGGGGGAGCUUGCUUCUGGCAUGUUGGGACUGCUGGACAUGCCUCCACAUCGAAGAAAAAAUAGAAUUUUGUGUCUAAAUAAAGUGCACAUGUUUAGAAUGAGGCUGUCCUCUACAUUGAAAUUCCUUAAUGGACUUUUUUAUUUGUUUUUAAACGAAACGCGAAUUAAGAUUCAAUACUAUUAGGACUGGAGAAGAAUGAACAUUUUUCAGGAUGUUGAAGUGUGCUGGCUUUUUCAUGGAUCCUCAUAGCUUAGAAAUGGGAGAAAUCCCCCAGUUUUUUAAAAAAUGGUUAUAUUUGGAGGCUUGCUUAUAAGACAGGAACUUUUUUUUAUGUUUCUUUGUUUACAUGUCUCUUAACAAGAAUAGAAAACAUUUUUUCAGCCCUGGCAAUCGGAAGUUUGAGAUUUUUAAAUCUGUAUAAAUUAUAUAAUUCUGUUUUAAACUGGUGGUCUGCAUGUGCGUUUUGUCUUACAGUGAUUAGUAUGUUUAAAAAUUGUGUGUCUGGUGUUGGAAUCAUGUCAAAACAUUAUUUUCUGAAAUAUGCCUUUAAGAUUUGAAAUAUCAAAGUGGGUCUCAAGAAGGUCAUGCAGCAACAGGCUACUCCCAGAUAGUUAUGUCUCAGAGUCUGGAGGGCACCAGGUUGAUCAGGAGCAGGAAUUCCAAGUGCUGGAAAAAGAUUAAGUGGAAUGGGUUCAAUCUGAAGAUCCACAAGAGUGCCACAGUAAUUCUGAGAUAUCAUUCCACCUCCUAACCUACAGAACGGUUUUACUUUUUGUAUUCAAGAUGGUAGGCCAUUUGAGAUGCUACAGUAUGUGUUUCUCAGUGCACAUGGGGGAGAGAGUGUUGUCAUCAAGGCUGGACAAAGCUCAAAUCUCAAAUCAGGCUUAGUAAGAAGUGCUCAUUACACGUUCAUUAGCAGAAAACAAUAUUCCAAAUUACUAUAACCAAAACAUGAAUUUAAAAUAUCAAACAUCAUCAAAGAACAUGUUUAUUUUUUCAUUUAGAGUUAGAUAUAAAAUACAGCUGUGUGGCAUACUAAAAUAUUCAGUUGUAGCAUUUGGAGGUGGCAGGAUCUAAAAAACAUGAAAGCAUCCAGUGCAGAGGACUAAAAGUACAGCUUUUCAAUUCUUUCAUUUAUAUGUUAAAAUUACUGUUAGAGUGACUUUUCCUUAGCCCAGAUUUUGAGAGCCUAUGUCUGAUUUAAUGGGGAAGCAAAUGUACCUUUAAUGUUUCUGAUGAAAGAUGUGAGAAAGACAUGCCUGAUACACAUGAAUCUGGCAUGGAUCACAGUUACAGGGACAAUUUAGAGACACCAACUAACAUUGGAAGGAAAAGGAAACUGGAGCUCCCAGGAAAAACCCAAGCAAAUACACAGAAAAUAAACAAACUGGGAAUUGUAGUGUGACUGGGAACCACUCCAGUCCCAUAGUGAAGGGUACUGAGACAGCAGUACUAACUGUGGAGCAGUAACAGACAACCUGUUCACAGCUUAACAGGCAUUACACUGUUCUUUCAGAUUAUUUGAGUAUGCCAAAUUGUGAGAUGUAUUUAAAGGAGUGUACAUUCCUUUCAGAAACCCUAGACAAGAAAGGUAGUGUUCAGUUUUUGAAAGUUGCAUAUGUAUGAGUGUUUGCUUUACACUACAGUUUGAAUAUAAAAGGGUUAGACUCUUUGGAUCAGCUACCUACUGGGCCACCAAACAAACUGAAUGGCCUCUUCCCUCUUAAAUUUCCACAAAGGUGUGAAAGCUCUUAAUAAUAUCCAACUGAUGUGUGUGUUAGAGUGGGUAUCAUGUCUUUGCUGUAACAUCACAAAUGUGAGGUGAUGAGCUGGUAUAUUAUCUCUGAAGCUAGACAGGCAGAGUUGAAGCAAAAGGCCACUGUUUCAAGGACAAGAAAAAGAAGGCAUUCCAUGCAAAAAAGUUUUGCAAUAGCUGUUGUGUGAAUAAAAUAACGUUUAGUUUAGAUCACAGCAUGGAAAUCUAAACAGGCUUAUUUUAAAUUGUGUCUUUUAUUGCUGUCAGCCAGCCUGCAGCUUACUAUAUGGUUCUUCAUUGCUGAGUAGUCAAGAACAAGAGCAGGAUGGCUGUUUUCUCAAUGGUGAAUGAUAAUUAAUUUGCUUGAUUGCCACCUUAAUGUAAAUUACAAACUUAAAAAGGGGAUGUUCUGUUUGCCAUACCACUGCAGAACUCUCUCAGUCCUGAUACAGUGGGAAUGUCUGUGUUCUGUGCAGGUGAGACAAAGAGAAGUGCCCUGUGGGAUGUCAGAUACAACCAGAUAUAAGCAGUUUUGCUGAGGAGUAACAGUGUCCUGAUAGAACAAGUCCAGCUCUUUUCUGUCAGAAAGCAAUCAUGUCAAAAUGCUUAAUCUGAACUAAUAGGCCUACUGUUGUGAAGCAUUAAUAACACACAUAAACUUCUAAGUAAAUUCUGCAAUUUCUAGUUCAACAAAUGAGCUAAUCUGCAAAGCCUAAUUCACAGACCUGUAGGUCACUAUGAGGCGGGCCAAGUGUGAGGACAACUCUUUAAUAAAUAUCUGGCCAGUAUUCUGCAGCACAGACAAUGUUUUGGGGUCAAAUAUACUAGCUUGUGAAAGUUAUUUUCAGUAUACAGUAUAUUUAUUCCUAAAUGGCAUAAAGUGACUCUCAGCCUCCUCAUUUGUGCUUGAUAUGUAAGAAGAUAAACACAGAACUUAUGGUGAUGUGCUGGUCAGCACUGCUCUCUCACAUUUCAUGGGUCCUGGGUUCUAGCCUGGGGUUCUGCUUUCUGUAGAAUAUAUGUGUUCUCUCUUUGCUUUUGAGGCGUUUGUCUGAGUGCUUCAGUUCAGUUCAAUUCAAUUUCAAUUCAAGGUGCUUUAUUAGCAUGACUGUUGGGUACAAUCAGUGUUGCCAAAGCAAAUAAAAAUAAUGAAAUUCACAGAACUGCUGAAGGUGUCUCUAAACAAUCUCAGUCUUUUGGCUUCAUUAUGACCAUUUUUAGAGACUUCUAUAUGAUUAAUCGUUACGGUUUUUAAGUUGUUUUUUUCAAAAUUAAAUGUUUACUUUAUUGUUGCAACUUUGUAGGAGCAAAUAUCCAGCAUGUAUUUCAUUCUAAAUGUCUGCUUCCUGUUCUACUGUAGAAAAAGGACUAGAAAUGUUUUUUUCCACAGGUUACUUUUAAUGAUUUCUGCAUUCCGUUCUGUUGAAGGGGGACGUGUGUGAGGGGGGUGGUGCUGGGUAAAUGAUUUCAUGUGUAGAUUUAGCCUCCUUGGGUGCAACUGUCUUGCUGUCAUAGCAACAGGCACCACAAAGACAGCAUUCAGGAUAAAGAGGCCUAGUUAGGGGCAGUGUAAUCAAUGAGUGUUUUAGCUGUAAAACCAAAUUGUGGAGAGAGAUGGUGUUACUCUUAUACUAAGCCACGGACUACAAGAUACCUAGAAAUACUUAAAAUCCUAAUAGAAGAAAAUUAAUACUUUCUUAUGACAAAUGAGAAAUAAUCCAACACUUGAAGUUGUGACAGCUAUUAAUGCUUAGGUUAUUUAUUUUUACUCUAGCAUUUUGUUUACUUUUACCAUUUCCCUCACAGCACUUACCUGUGGUAUUUCUGUGUUUUUAAUUAAAAUCAGCAUGAAGUAAUUUCCAGUUUUUAUAGAUUAAAUGUAAUCAUGAACAGCACGGCCAUUUCUCAAACAACAUUAGAUGUACUGUACAGACAAAUGUACUUACAUCAUAGUUACUGCUGCACAGCCCAUAUGAGGCUUUUUCUUUCAAUACAAAAUCGUAAAGAAUCCCAGGGUGGGUCACUGUAUGCGUAAUGGUUAAUUAGACUUGCUCCUGCAAUGUUUGUCCUGCACUGUGCUGAAUGUCCCGUCUGGACCUUAUCACCCUGAAUGAGCUCACCCUGUGGUGACGAAUCGAGACUCACAACUUGGCUAACGUUCCUGUUGUGAAGCCAUAACAAAAGCCAGUGAUGAAGCAAGCCUUGACGUUACACACACACUUACUCACCAGUGUCCUGGCGUCUGAGUGCCAUAUUAGCUCGGAGGUUUUGGAGGUCCUUUGAGAAAGUUACUUUGGAGAUCUGCAUAACAUUAAAGUUACACUAAAGCACUGAUCCAUAAUGUCGCACUAUUUCAUCUACUAUGUGUAAUAAAGUUUCUUUGUACUUGUGAAUCCA